Molecule: messenger RNA, 1883 nt
Organism: Exaiptasia diaphana
Lineage: Eukaryota; Metazoa; Cnidaria; Anthozoa; Actiniaria; Aiptasiidae
Product: TNF receptor-associated factor 6
Exons: 5
Coding region: 31-1158 (375 amino acids)
Biological process (GO): regulation of canonical NF-kappaB signal transduction; positive regulation of JNK cascade; regulation of apoptotic process
Cellular component (GO): plasma membrane signaling receptor complex
Molecular function (GO): zinc ion binding; protein binding
Source: RefSeq, a predicted model, not a curated record
UAGGAGCUUAAAGCAAGAAGCGUUACUACCAUGGCCGAUAACACUGAAUUACAGUCUGGAUACGACUAUCAGUUUGUCGUACAAGUACCUGAAGACUACAUUUGUAGUAUUUGCAAUCUUACAAUGCGAAAACCCGUACAGACAAGAUGUGGACAUCGAUUUUGUAAGGACUGUUUACACGUGAGCUUAGGAAGAAAACGAGAGUGUCCGCUGGACAAGAAUAAUCUCACUUUUAAACAAGUAUUUGAUGAUGUAGCAACAGAGAGAAAAAUCCUUUCCCUCAACAUAAAAUGCCAUAACCAGGGCUGUAAAUGGCAGGGUCAACUAAAAGAUGUUAAGAAUCACGAAAGAACAUGUUCAMAGACAACUGUGCCCUGCUCCUAUGCCACUUAUGGAUGCAAAUUUGAGGGACCAAGAAGAUCCUUAAACAAUCAUUAUAGGAACAGCUUGGCAGAACAUCUCUCCAUCACGACACAACAACUCUUGCCUCUUCAAGAUGACAACAAGAAACUUAAAAGAAACAUUAAAAUGAUGCAAGAUGACAACAAGAAACUUAAAGGAAACAUGAAAAUGGUGCAAGAUGACAACAAGAAACUUAAAGGAAAUGUUAAGAUGCUGCAAGAUGAGAACAAGAGACUUCAGGARCAAAUGUUGGAACUUAAAGACRAUCAAUCAAGUUGCAGUUACCUCUGGAAAGUCAACGAUUUCAGCCAACAGCUACAUCUUGCAAAGCAGCAAAACCGUGACAUCAUACUGUACAGUGAACMGUUCUACACUCACAAGUAUGGGURCAAACUGAAACUGAUGUUAUAUCCUAAUGGAGUUGGUGCUGGCAAGGGUACCCAUGUAUCAGUAUUCAUGAUUAUCAUGCGAGGUGAAUACGAUGCAAUAUUGACCUGGCCAUUUAAUUGGAAAUACAAGUUUACCCUGCUUGACCAGAGACCAGACCAUGUCAACCGGAAAAAUAUCGAUAGUAGUUUCGUUGAUCCUGAUGCUGUAAGUGAUGCUACGAGCUUCCAAAGACCAACAACAARUAUGAAUGCAGGGUAUGGAUAUCCUUGUUUUGUUUCUCAUGAUACUUUAAARACGRAGAACUACGUUCARGGUGGAGUCCUUUUCAUCGAAGYUCAGCUAGAAAGUCCUUCUCCACAAAGAUGAGAUAAUUUCAAGGACAAAUGGCCAUUUAAUUGCAAAUUCAAGUUUACCCUGCUUGACCAGAAAACACACCACACUACCAGGAAAACAAUUACUAAAGGAUUCGCGACGCCCGAUAUCAAUUUGCCUAAUUUUCAAAGACCAACAACAGGUGAUGAUCAGGGAAUGGGAUAUGACAAAUUUGUAUCUCAUGGAACAUUAGAUACUGAGAGCUAUGUUGUUGAUGGCGCACUUUUCAUCAAGUUUGAGUUGGAGAAUCCUUCGCCACAAAACUAAUAUAAGAUGAUUUCAAGCCGGACCAAGCGCCGAUCUUAACAAUUACAUGUACACAGGAAGACCAAACUAAGACCGAAAUAAGUUUGUCAGUAUUGCUGAAACUAGAAAAGUUGAUCAAUUUACAGAUUCUGUAAAUAUACUGUAAACUAUUCAUUUUAGGAACAGCAAAAGUAGGUAACAGUAUUACUAUGGACCAAACUAUCUAUAAACAGUGAUGCAUGAUUACCACAAACUCUCAGUAAAAAUGGAAUGAGUCAUGGGUCUCCUGAAUGGAUCGGUACUGAUUUGUAGAUAUAUCAUAAUCACAAAAGAAUUCUCUAGAUUGUUACCUUUAAUUGUCUAAAUUGAGGUUUAGUAUUAGUAAAAAUACAAACUUAUGAACUAGGUUAAAAUCAAGCUAAUGAACUGAAACAUGAAAAAUAGACCAACUCGAAUAAACAUAAACUAAUUUA